GAGGAGUUUCGGGAAGAGGGUGGUGUCAUCUGGACGACGUCGGCUGAUAAGUGACCGCAGGGCUCGAAUCAGACCCUCCUGGAGCUGCUCUACAGCCCACAUGUUUGAGAUGCCAGAACGGUCUGAAGAGCACAGAGGAUGCCAGGAGACCAGUACCACAGCCAUGAAGAGAGCCAUUUCAUCAGGCUCUAGCCCUAAGGAGCUCAACUUCUCGCUGAAGUCAAACAUUGCGUCCAGCAGGGAGCCCAUGCCCAAAGCCCGCAGUGUAGAGAGUGGCCCAGGCUCAGCUGACAAGAAUGUCAGGGUGCAGUGUUCGUUUCCACCACGAGGGGGCGUCACCGUGUCAUAAAUCCCCACGCACGGUAGCUCCCAUCGACGCCCCGGAGCGGCCACGAGAAACUUCGACGCGCGUGUGUGUGAGUGGGUCAAAGUUCUUCUGGUGGGAGCGACGUGCUCGCUCUUGAAGACGCUCGGGCGGUGCACACCACUCCGAGGCGAAGAAGAAAAGUGAACCGAUGACUCUCUUAAAGUGGAGUCCGACCUUCCCCCUCUAAACCAGAGGUCGCAUCACCGUUCCUCCGUCCCCUCUCCGAAAGGCCACGGAUUUCACCAUUUCAGCCAGGAUUUCCAGGCGUUGUGAAAGCUGCUACUUGCGCCCCGCGGCCUGCUGUGGACCCCUGGGUGCUCUGUCGCCAUGGCUACCAACAGGGAACAGCAGGUGGGUCACAUGACAGGCUUCCCACCUGCUGUCUACCCCUUUGCCUUCAACUCCAUGAGAAGCCACUCCCCCUUUGACCUGCUGGCCAACAGCAGCCUCUUUGGAAGAUUUGGUGCUGACCUGCCCAAAGAGAUGGCCGCCCUCUCCGUGGAGACCCAGAGCACCAGCUCUGAGGAGAUGGUACCCAGUUCUCCGUCUCCACCUCCCCCACCUCGUGUCUACAAGCCCUGCUUUGUGUGCCAGGACAAGUCCUCAGGGUACCACUACGGGGUCAGCUCCUGUGAGGGCUGCAAGGGCUUCUUCCGCCGCAGUAUCCAGAAGAACAUGGUGUACACCUGCCACCGAGACAAGAACUGUCAGAUUAACAAGGUCACACGCAACCGCUGCCAGUACUGCAGGCUGCAGAAAUGCUUCGAGGUCGGCAUGUCCAAGGAAGCGGUGCGUAAUGACAGAAACAAGAAGAAGAAGGAUGUGAAGGAGGAGGUGGUGCUUCCCGAGAGCUAUGAGCUAAGUGGGGAGUUGGAGGAGUUGGUCAAUAAAGUCAGCAAAGCUCACCAAGAAACCUUCCCGUCACUUUGCCAGUUGGGCAAAUACACCACCAACUCCAGCUCAGACCACCGUGUCCAGCUGGAUCUGGGCCUGUGGGACAAGUUCAGUGAGCUCUCCACCAAAUGCAUCAUCAAGAUCGUGGAAUUUGCCAAGCGGCUGCCAGGUUUCACCACCCUCACCAUCGCCGACCAGAUCACUCUGCUGAAGUCGGCCUGCCUGGACAUACUGAUGCUGAGGAUCUGCACACGCUACACACCAGAACAGGACACCAUGACCUUCUCAGAUGGCCUGACUCUGAACCGCACUCAGAUGCACAACGCUGGCUUCGGACCACUCACAGACCUGGUGUUCGCCUUCGCCGGCCAGCUUCUACCCCUGGAGAUGGAUGACACAGAAACUGGCCUCCUCAGCGCCAUCUGCCUCAUCUGUGGAGACCGUAUGGAUCUAGAAGAGCCGCAAAAAGUGGAUAAGCUGCAAGAGCCACUUCUUGAGGCUCUGAAGAUCUACGCUCGCCGCCGGCGGCCCAACAAGCCCCACAUGUUCCCCCGCAUGCUGAUGAAGAUCACUGACCUCAGGGGCAUCAGCACCAAGGGUGCGGAGAGAGCCAUCACUCUGAAAAUGGAGAUCCCGGGGCCCAUGCCUCCUCUGAUCAGGGAGAUGCUCGAGAAUCCGGAAGCUUUCGACGACCAAACGGAGAGCAGCGACAGCCCGCCACCUCCGCCGCCGCCACCGCCGCCUCCAGCGCCACCGGCUCUGGUCUUGAAACAGGAAGUGGAGGAUGAGGACGACAGCUGGGCCACAGAGAACGGCAGCGAGCCGUCACCGGAGGAGGAGGACGAGGACGAGGACGACGACGUGGGAGAUGAAGAGCGAGACAGGGGCUCGGACAGUGACGGGGAGUCCUGGGGGGCUCUGGAUGCCAUAGAUGGGUCGAGGAAAGGCCUCUUUGGGAGGGCACAGUGAAGAGAGAAUUUCAUACACACACACACACACGCACACACACAUACAGCACAACCUCACUCACUCUCCCACCUCAAGAAAAAAUGCUGGCCUCCCCCUCCCCCGUCUCUCUCUUUACUGCACAUCAUUGUGUGCUCCUCAGUGGAGCACAGCAGAGCCUUAUGUGUACAGACACUUAUAACUCAGGCCACAUGGUCCAUGACGAGUGAACUACAGAGAAAAUAGAGUAAAGGAGAGAUGACAGUAGACCAUAUGAACUCCUGGCACGGCCAAGAGGGAAGUAAACGUGACAAAAAGAACACAACCUCUUUGAGAAAGCGAAAUGUCUCUUCUUUUUUUUUUCCCCCUCGCUAUUUUUGUUGAUAUUUCCGAACAGGGGAACGGCCAAACCAGACAUCCGAACUGAGCGGUUGAUUCCGAUGGAUUACAACAAGCACAUUUCUCAAAAGAAAAACAAGAGUACAGGGCAAAACCAAAUCGCGUAUGCUAAUCUUUUGUUUUGUUCUUUGUGGUUAUUGCUUUUGAGUAUGUUUUCAGUUUUUCUUUUUGUUUUCAAUUUAUGAAUAAGUCCAUACAUAUCUAUAUACCAUUAUAUUUUGUCUUUAUUUGUUAUUCUGGUUUUAUAUAUGAAUCCUUUAAGACAAGUUUUUUUUUUCUUUGAAGAGCUUUCCUGAGAAGAUAUUCAGAGGGAAAGAAGGGUAAUCAGAACUGGCUGGGUCUUCCUUAUCAGCUGCAUAUGCUUGUUAGCUGGGGCUUUUUUGGGGGGAGGGGGGGGGCGCUCUGGCUCACUGUGGAUGUCAAUGAUAAUCAACCCAGAGAACUAUUGUUAUGUUGCAGUAACUCAAUCAGUUUCUGUUAUCAGGGAAUUGGCAUUAUUCUAGUUUGCUCUUGUUGCAGCCAACAAAACGCUGUCGAUACCGAAAGUAAGUGUCUUUGUGCCAAAGUUAGGACAAGUCAUCUUUGGGGCAUGAGUGCGACUACUGGCAGGGACUCCAGCCACGAUCCAGUGAUCCUCACAGCAGAGCGCUCACUUACACAUGCACUAAUACAAAAACACCUUCGAUAUCCCGCACAGUAUUCACACUCCGAAAGCAUUUGACGAAUACAAACACACUCGGCUCACUCUACACUCAGCUGUAGCAGGUGUCCGCCCCGGCAUCGAGCGCCCGGACAGAGAUUUACACUUGACCAUAUAUGUAGCACUUUGGUGAUCCUCUGUUGAGAGUAGAGUCACUGUCGGUGAGCUGAUGUCUCCGUUAGCAUGUCCAAAAUGAGGACAGGCGACAUAUUAAAAAUACAAUCAACGCUAGAGCACUCCCCAGUGACGUCAGUAGCCAAAUACUCACCCAGCAUGUGAAAAAAAAAACGAAAAAACAUCCACACACACUAGCAACAUUAUGCAUCAACACGAUGAUCAAUGACAUAUGCAAGUAUAGAGAGCAGGAAUCCUAAUGGAAGACAUUUUGGAAUCAGACUCAGGGCUUUUCAGUAAGGACCAAACCCUAGCUGCUGUCAGGCACGCUACAAACAGGCAAUAUUUAUGUGUGUAUUCUUGACUCCGUUAUGAUCAGCUCGACCCCUCUGCGUGUACAUAGAAGGUGACAAGUCUUGAAAAAAAACCAGCAUGGAUGCCAGUCUGACUCUGCCACAGGGGAAGGACAAGUCAUCUUCGUCGUCGUCAUCGUCACUGCCCCGCCUGUGCUCGCUCUGGCAUCCAUGCAGCGAAAACUACCUUCUCAUCCCAAAAGCCAUUAUAUCAUCUUGUCUUCUUGUGUAUACCCUUACUCCUCUUUAAAGGAGCUGUGGAGGACUGUGUGUUCUCGUGUAUCAUUUCUUUGUUGCCAAAAUGUCUCAGCGGGCGAUCAGCUGAUAUUAGAGAUCGGCCGAGAUACAGAACAGAGGUUUGUUUUUAUAUUUCUUUGGUUCUCUCUUUGAAGCAAUAUGAACGGUCUCUCUGUAGCGAUGAGAGGUCCCAUCUUCAGAAAAUAUGGGCAGGUUUCCUCAUUUAGAGUUGUGUAUGUGUGCGCGUGCGUGCUUCCGUGUGUGAAUGCUGUAACACGUUUUCAGUCAUGGGUGAAUGUCCUUGGCAUGGUGCUGUCACACGAAAAACAAACAAACUCCUGUGUGAUGACCUCAACCUUUCCCUCUGCUGACGCUGCUGUCAAGAUAUCAAUGGUGGCAAUGCAGGCGGGUUAUUGAGAUUGUCGCUUUUUUUUUUUUUUGUCAACAUGGCCAAGGUGUUGUCUACCCUCUGUUUAUGUCAACUCUUGUCAUACAAAGAAAAGCCAUAUAAACAGUAAGAGGCACAAUAAACUACUUUUGUGAGAUUA
Scophthalmus maximus (turbot) is the source of this 4557-nucleotide messenger RNA. It is a transcript of the gene rarga, whose product is annotated as retinoic acid receptor gamma a. The transcript has 12 exons. Gene Ontology annotation, molecular function: zinc ion binding; nuclear glucocorticoid receptor binding; nuclear receptor activity. The coding region runs from base 695 to 2230 and encodes 511 amino acids. Gene Ontology annotation, cellular component: transcription regulator complex; nucleus. NCBI's taxonomy places the organism in Eukaryota, Metazoa, Chordata, Actinopteri, Pleuronectiformes, Scophthalmidae. The record is from RefSeq and is a predicted model, not a curated record. Gene Ontology annotation, biological process: retinoic acid receptor signaling pathway; regulation of transcription by RNA polymerase II; cellular response to corticotropin-releasing hormone stimulus.